Trachemys scripta elegans is the source of this 1308-nucleotide messenger RNA. Its product is annotated as interferon regulatory factor 4-like. Gene Ontology annotation, cellular component: nucleus. Gene Ontology annotation, molecular function: protein binding; DNA-binding transcription factor activity, RNA polymerase II-specific; RNA polymerase II cis-regulatory region sequence-specific DNA binding. Gene Ontology annotation, biological process: immune system process; regulation of transcription by RNA polymerase II. Lineage: Eukaryota; Metazoa; Chordata; Testudines; Emydidae. The record is from RefSeq and is a predicted model, not a curated record.
AAGUGAAAUCGCCCUUAGGCUCCUCUUUCGCUUUCGUCCCGCCUGCUCCAGCACCUUCUCCGGGGACACAGACUGUGCCUGCCCCCCGUGGGCGCUUCACCCCGCGCCCGCCUGGCUCCGCUCCUCGGCCCGCUCCCGGGGAUCGGCCAGCGCGCAGGGCAGGGCCCGGGGGAGCCGGCCGAAGCCGGGUGAUCGCGGGGAGAGCCGGGCUCGGAGCUGAAGUUUCCAGGCCUGGCGCUUUGGGGUCCCGCGGAGUGGAGAGCCCCGUGCGCGGCGCACCGGCGGGGAGAGGCGCAGGGCGCCGGGCUGGGAAGGCUGGGAAGGGUCCGGCUGGCGAGGGCAGCGCACAUGGCGGAGACCGGGAGCCACAUGCGGCUCAAGGAAUGGCUCAUCGCCCAGAUCGACAGCGGCAGGUACCCGGGGCUGCGCUGGGAGAACCGCGAGAAAACCAUCUUCCGCAUCCCCUGGAAACACGCCGCCAAGCAGGACUAUCGGCAGCAGCAGGACGCGGCGCUCUUCAAGGCCUGGGCUGUCUACAAAGGGAAAUACCAGGAAGGAACAAAGGCAGACCCCUCCACCUGGAAAACCCGUCUCCGGUGCGCCUUGAACAAAAGCACCGAUUUCCAGGAGGUCCCCGAAAGAAGCCAGCUGGACAUCUCCGAGCCGUACAAAGUGUACCAGAUCCUGUCGGAUGGAGCCAGAGACCCCGAGAAGGAAGGCAGCCUGGAGUCCCCUCCCCCUGAAGAACAGCAGGCGAGCCAGCCCCCAGCCCCCGGGGACCCGGAGAGGGGAGUUACCUGCGGGCCAGACAAGGCUAGCGUGUCCUCGGGUUUGGAAGAGGAUGGGAAGAAGGAUCUGAUGGAGACCUCCCAGACUUCUCCAAUCCCUCUGGUCUCCCACUUACCAAGUCAUCCGGCAGACUGGGGGUAUCAGGUGAAAGGGGUUUUCUGUGGCUGGAGCCCAACACAUGCUCGCUUUCUGCAGAGCCCGCAGCCGGGUGAUCCCAGCUCCAAUCACGUCCCCACUGCAGACAUCAACAACUCAGAUUGCUGGCUGCACGUCCGCCUCUACUACCGCGACGUGCUGGUGAAGGAGUUCACCACCCGCACCGCCGAGGGCUGCCGCAUCACCUACCGCCUGGUGCCGGCUGACAACGAGCGACUCUACGGCCCGUCCUCCAUGGAGCAGAUCCAGUUCCCCUCCCCCCGCCUGCUGACCGGCGACAGCAGGAUGGCGGGCGUGACGGGCGUCUUGGAACGGCUUCUUCCCCACCUGGACCGGGGCGUCCUCUUGUGGGUGGCCCCUGAA